Molecule: messenger RNA, 501 nt
Organism: Juglans microcarpa x Juglans regia
Lineage: Eukaryota; Viridiplantae; Streptophyta; Magnoliopsida; Fagales; Juglandaceae
Product: kinesin-like protein KIN-14L
Exons: 3
Coding region: 1-501 (166 amino acids)
Molecular function (GO): protein binding
Source: RefSeq, a predicted model, not a curated record
AUGUCAAGCUAUCAGUUGGCUGCAGAGCUUGGUUGGCCCGCUCGGCUUAUCAACCAGCCUUCGGAGAGGGCAUUCAUUUCUCUCUUGAGAAAUGGUCUAGUCCUAUGCAAUGCCAUCAACAAGAUUAACCCAGGAUCAGUGCCCAAGGUCGUGGAGAAUCAAUCACAUUUACAAUCAGUCACCUGGGAAUCUCAGCCAUUGCCUGCCUAUCAGUACUUUGAAUUCGAAUGUGCGAAACUUUUUGGUGGCUGUGGAAGAGCUUCUGAAGCAUCUGAUCUUGAAAGGGAUGCAUUGGAGGCCAGAUCCGUGUCCAAGGUUGUUGAUUGCAUAUUGGCGCUUAAAGCAUAUCAUGAAUGGAAACAGAUGGGCAGUGAGAAUGGGUCUUACAGAAGUGCAAAAUAUCCUUUGGGCAACUUUGGUCAUGCCUCAACAGCAAUUUCAUCGGACUCCUCCAAGCGAUUAGAUAUGUCUGCAGCAUGUGAGAAACAGACACCUGUUUGA